AUGUGCAAUUCUGCCAGGGUCAAUUUUGAGCUGCUGAACCAACGAGAGUGGCCAGGCCCCUGCACCCACCUGUGCCUCCCCUGCGGCCCCGGGGAAGAAGGGCGCUGCUUCGGGCCCAGCAUCUGCUGCGCGGACGAGCUGGGCUGCUUCGUGGGCACGGCCGAGGCGCUGCGCUGCCAGCAGGAGAACUACCUGCCGACGCCCUGCCAGUCCGGCACGAAGCCCUGCGGGAGCGGGGGUCGCUGCACCGCCGCCGGCUUCUGCUGCGACACCGAGAGCUGCGUGGCCCAGCCCGAGUGCCGCGCCAGCGACGGGAGCAACGCCACGCGGCUGGACGCGCCCGCCGGGGCCUUGCUGCUGCGACUGGUGCAACUGGCGCGGGCGCCCGAGCUCGCCGAGCCCGCGCAGCCGGGCCGCUACUGA
Propithecus coquereli (Coquerel's sifaka) is the source of this 423-nucleotide messenger RNA. Its product is annotated as neurophysin 2-like. Gene Ontology annotation, molecular function: neurohypophyseal hormone activity. Gene Ontology annotation, cellular component: extracellular region; secretory granule. The coding region runs from base 1 to 423 and encodes 140 amino acids. The record is from RefSeq and is a predicted model, not a curated record. The transcript is spliced from 4 exons. NCBI's taxonomy places the organism in Eukaryota, Metazoa, Chordata, Mammalia, Primates, Indriidae.